This is a messenger RNA of Closterium sp. Yama58-4, 546 nucleotides long. NCBI's taxonomy places the organism in Eukaryota, Viridiplantae, Streptophyta, Zygnematophyceae, Desmidiales, Closteriaceae. The record is from the annotation of a GenBank genome assembly.
AUGUUCAAAAAAUUCUCUAACGAGGAGGUAGCGGGGCAGAAUCAGCUCAAGGCGUCCGUUCAACGCAAGAUUCGGCAGUCUAUAGCCGAGGAGUACCCGAGUCUAGACCCGGUCCUGGAAGACCUGCUGCCCAAGAAAUCACCCAUCGUGGUCGCUAAAUGCCCCAACCAUGUGAGCAUAGUGGUCAUGAACGGUGUUCCGCUCUUCUUCAACGUGAGAGACGGCCCAUUCAUGCCCACACUUCGCCUGCUGCACCAAUAUCCGGACAUGAUGCGCAAGAUGCAGGUGGACAGAGGCGCCAUCAAGUUCGUCAUGUCAGGAGCCAACAUCAUGUGCCCGGGACUCACAUCCCCUGGAGGGAAGAUGGACGACGGCAUUCCAGCAGACUCCCCUGUGGCCAUAUUCGCAGAGGGCAAGGAGAACGCUCUUGCCAUUGGAUAUACCAAGAUGUCGUCAGAUGACAUUCGCAAGAUCAACAAGGGCAUUGGUGUCGACCUCAUGCAUUAUCUCAACGAUGGACUCUGGAAGAUGAAAACACUAGACUAA